Molecule: messenger RNA, 927 nt
Organism: Eurytemora carolleeae
Lineage: Eukaryota; Metazoa; Arthropoda; Copepoda; Calanoida; Temoridae
Product: carbonic anhydrase
Exons: 7
Coding region: 22-822 (266 amino acids)
Cellular component (GO): cytoplasm
Molecular function (GO): carbonate dehydratase activity; zinc ion binding
Source: RefSeq, a predicted model, not a curated record
AAUAAAUGUAUUCCAGAUAAAAUGGCGUUGAAUUUCUUAAACCAGUUCCUGAAGUGGGGCUACGGACCUCACAACGGCCCCCACACCUGGAGUAAUUGGUAUCCAAUAGCUGAAGAGGGUGUGAGACAGUCUCCUGUAGAUGUUCCUGAGAAGGAGGUUGAGCAGGAUAGCUCUCUUCUUCCUAUCUCCUGCAACUAUGGAGACGGAGAGUACUGUAAGAUGAACAACACCGGAGCAAGCUGGAUGCUGAACCUCUGGCCGGAGGAAAACUGGCUCCGGGGAGGUCCCUUGCAGGGAGAAUAUCGGGGUUUCCAGGUGCACGCUCACUGGGGUUCAAGUCCAGGACAAGGCAGUGAGCACACGAUUAGCGGUCAAUCUUUUGAUGCUGAGAUACAUAUUGUUCAUUACAACACAAAGUAUGAGAACUCUGGAGAGUCCCUGGAUAAGCAUGAUGGACUCGCUGUGCUCGGGAUGCUCGUCAAAACAGGAAAACCUCAUCCUCACUUUGAUAUUAUUGCUAGGCAUCUGUGUGAGAUCCAUGAGAGUGGUUCUGAGAUCAUGCUGGAAGAGUCAUUCAAUCCAGAACUAUUAUUACCAGAGGGAGACCGGAGUUACUAUACCUAUCCUGGAUCUCUAACUACUCCGCCCUUGUUUGAGAGUGUAACCUGGAUCCUAUUCUGUUCUCCUAUAGAGCUAUCUGAAGAUCAGAUCAAUAAAAUGAGAUCAUUAACUACUGGGUGUGAGAGCUCUAAGUGUAUGGUGGAUAACUACAGACCUCCUCUUGACAAAAAAGGAAGGAAAAUUAAGAAAUUCUGCCAGUAAAACAUAGGACCCGGAGCAAAGGAAAUGAAUCUUUGGAACAAAAUCAAAUAUUUAAACCUCACUAUCUAUAGAAGUCGAUGUUGUAAACCUUUGAUAUUUCAAACU